Physella acuta is the source of this 5086-nucleotide messenger RNA. Its product is annotated as formin-binding protein 1-like. NCBI's taxonomy places the organism in Eukaryota, Metazoa, Mollusca, Gastropoda, Physidae. Gene Ontology annotation, biological process: signal transduction. The record is from RefSeq and is a predicted model, not a curated record. Gene Ontology annotation, molecular function: protein binding.
GAAACGUGAGUCAUCUCGUCCGCCAUGUUUAAUUUUGGUGAUAGGAAAGUAGGAGGAAGGUGAUAGAUAGUCGGACAAGUGUAUGGUUGAAAUUCAAUCCAAAACUCUUACGGGUCAUUAAAUAGCCAUGAGUUGGGGAACGGAGUUGUGGGAUCAGUGGGACAAUGUCAGCUCUCUCACACAGAGAGGCAUUGACUUCUGUGAGCGCUUCAAUCACUUUCUGAAAGAAAGGACAGCAGUAGAAAUGGAAUAUGCCAGGAAUUUGAAAAGAUUAGUAAAAAAUUUUAGCCCCAAGAAAAAAGAAGAAGAUGAGUUCUCGUUUACUUGGUCUAGAGCAUUUCUUGACAUGCUAAAAGAAGUCUAUGAUAUGGCUGGUCAACAUGAGGUCAUUGCUGAAAACAUACAAGGGACAGUCAACAAGAAUGUUUCUGAUCUGGUCCAAGAAUUAAAAACAGAUAGAAAAAAGAAUUUACAAGAAGGAGCCAGACUUCAAGAUGUAUUAAGACAGUCAGUCCAAUCUUUAGAGAAAACAAAGCGCAAGUAUGAGCGGUCCCACUUUGAAUCAGAGAAAGCCUUAGAUAACUAUAGGAAAGCAGAUGCAGAUAUCAACUUAUCCCGGGCAGAAGUAGAAAAGUACCGUAUGACCAUGAACCAGAAAGUGCAGCUGAAUGAAGAAUGUAAGAGUGAAUAUGCAACUCAGAUCCAAAACUACAACCACCAACAGAAUGAGUACUACACCAUGUCAAUGCCUCAAGUCUUUCAGUUACUUCAAGACAUGGAUGAGAAAAGGAUUUUAAAGAUUCAGGAAUGUAUUCUCCAGUGUGCAGAAAUAGAAAAAAAUGUCAUACCCAUUAUAAACACAUGUAUAGAGGGCAUUGCUAGAGCUGCAGCUAAUAUUGAUCCUACACAAGAUAGUAAAUCAGUGAUAGAGCGCUACAAGUCAGGUUUUCCUAUACCUGACGACCUGCCCUUUGAAGACCUGAGCACCGGCCAGCCUUUUGAGCCAACAAACAACCCCCUACCCUCACGCGUGAACACACCAUCAAACACUGUGAAAAGCGCAACACUGUCAGGCAAGUCCAAGAAAAGAGGAGGAAUAUUUGGUCUGUUCGGCUCUUCAAAGGUUGAUGAACUAAAAGAAGACUUUAGUGAUCUACCACCUAACCAGAGGAAGAGGAAGCUUCAACAAAAAAUUGACAGCAUUAAAAAAGAGAUGUACAAAGAAAAUCAAGAAAGGGAGGGGAUCAUGAAACUGAAAGAUGUGUAUGCCAGCAAUCCUGCACUUGGUGACCCCAGCACCUUAGAGAAAAAAAUUGAAGAGAAUUCUCAAAAACUGGAUGGCUUGAGACAAGAGUUAUCAAAAUAUGAAGGAUAUCUGGCAGAAGCAGAGGGCAAGAAUGCCAGGCGCCACAGUGCAUCAGAAGACAGCCAUUCAUUGAGUACAUCUGGCAGUGGCGACACCCCACACAUUCAGCAGGUGUCAGCACCUGGCACACCUCACAACCAACAUAACGUUUACCAGCCUAUAGAUGGUGAUGAAGAUGUUGAAGAUGACUUUGACAACUUUCCUGUCAUUGGGCGAUGUAGAGCUCUGUAUGCAUUUGAAGCCAUCAAUGAAGGUUCAGUCCACAUGGGGGAGAAUGAGGAAAUGCAAAUACUUGAACAAGACCAAGGGGAUGGGUGGACACGUGUUCGCAAAAAUGACGGCAGUGAGGGCUUUGUUCCUACAUCCUAUAUAGAAUGUCACUAUUAUGACGGGGAUCAAGUCUAGCUUUGAAUGAAAGAAUAGGGUUUGUGCUAAUUUCUUGGAUGGUUAAUUCAUGUUGGUGGUAGCUCAAGAAACAUCCCAACCCAAAGAACACUGCAGAGUUGUGUGGGUGAUAUGAAUCACAGUGCUCAUUAAGUAGCAGUUUGAAUUCAAACAUAACAAAAUUUUCCUGGAUGACUGCGUGUACAUAUGAAGGUGACAAUGUUAAUUUAAAAGCCAAAGAUCAGUCAACUAAGUACAUUGUUUUGGCUGCCCCCCCCCCCUCCUCCCCCUGUGUGUGCUGUUCCCUGAAAACAAAUUGUUCUAUUUGGAAUGUGAGUCAAACUAAAGUGGUUGCAUUUCUACUGUGAUACUCAAGAAUCCCAACUGAGAAGAGACUCUUGCUCUUUUUGGUUAGCAUGUGGAAGUAUUAUAUUUUCCUGAACAGUUUAUAAUAAUUAGAUGAAAAACUAUUGCCCAGCUUUGUACAUUGGAAUGGCAAAGUUUAUAUAGAGUAGUGCUUCAGAGUUUGUAAAUUAGUCUUUAUGCCCCUGUGAAAAAAUAAGACAAUCGGACUGAAGGUUUGCUGUGCAGGAAUGGUUCGGCUCAUUUGAAUUUACACUGCAGCAGAAUUCUUCAAGUCGUGCUUACAUAUAGCAUGCUGUGGGAUGGAGAACUAUUUCGUUUGUUUUAGAUAUCAUUUUUAACAUUAUAUUAAUGUUAUGCAACAUGAUGUAUUUUUAUUAUGUACUGACAGAUUGGUUCAUUUUUUUUAACCCUUGAGUUUACUUGUACAAAAUUAAUUGCAAGCAUUAUAUUGAAACAAAUUAUUUAAAUGUUUUACUGUAUACAGCCUUUUUUAAAAAAAAAAUGAAUGUACACAUUUUUACAAUUGUAGUUUUUACUUUCAUCUCUACUGUAAUAUUACUAAUUUUAUUUAUUGUGAAGAAAUUUUAAAAACAAUGUUCAUUUAUAUUUUAAAUUUCCAUUUAUGUAAGUGUUGAGGGUGUCAAAUUGAUGAUAAAAUAUUUUAACUCACAUUUUUAAUUUAUGAGCCUUGUUUUUUUUGGAUCAAAUUAAUAUAAAUAGUAUUGUGUGGGAAGUGCAGUUCAAGGUAUGGGUCAUGUUGGCUGAUGUCUGUCUUUUGCUUGAGCUAUACAUCACUUUUGUACGGUCAUACAAUUUUGUAAAAAAAAAAUUUAAAUUAGAAAAAAUUGCCUUGUAGAUUCUUAGCUGGGGAUGUGUGUGGAUUAAUUAACCUUCAAAUUUUAUGUGUUGAAAAACCGGAACUCGUAUAAAUAAUUCGGAAUUCUAAAGUAUAAAAUAUCACUGGAUGUCAUUUGCAUGGCUGUAGUUGGCAUAUGUCAGUUUAUGGGGAUGCUAGAUUGUUGGUUACACCACAUGGAUUCUAUUGUAUCAAUACGAACAAAAACUUGUUCAUCGUGUCUGUGUUAUGUAUUUCUUGACUGUCAUCUUCUUCUAAGUUAAUGCUCGUCAUUUCAAAAUCCUCUUCAUGUUGUGUUUUUCUCUUAUCUGAUUCUUAAACUGUGUUGACUUAAACCUAUAACAAGAGCUGAUAAAAAAAAUUUUGUUCUCUUCUAGAUUACCAUAACAUGUUUAUCUCUCCUAAAAACAAGUUAACCUUCCUUUUUGAUAAUGUCAUACUGUUUGAUUUAUUGUUUAAAUGUUUGUAGCAUGUGAACAACCAAUGGCCUUCAACAGUGUGAAAUAAUAUUUUGACCAUUUUACAAAAGGAUUUAGUUCCUUUCUGUGUACAAUUUACCUUUGUUAUUUCAGACAGGGGAGUUAACCUUGUAGGGUAGAUGAUAGUAUUUUGUUGUAAAGAAAGCAUUUAUUGAUCUGAUAUUUCCGCGAAAUUGAUCACCCAUAAAGUAGUGACAGUGCAAUAUAAUCUGUUGAAAUUUGUUUCCGCUAUCUUUCAGUGGUACAAAACCCAUCAUCAUAGUCAUACAACAAAAACAAUUUUUUUUUACUUGGAAAUGUAAUAAAUAAGAAUAGCUUGUAUUAUGUCCCUUUAAAAGAUUUAAAAAAAUUUUUUUUCAUUUUGGUUCAAGGUGUUUGUUACAAAAAAGAAGAUUGAGUAAACUAGUAAUUUCUUCUGCUAAGUUAACAUAUUCAUUUCUCUUUUAAACCCAGACUUUUAAAAAAAUAUCUAACCUGCAACCAUGUUUGUGGUAUGUCUAUGAUGAUAUCUGUAGUCUUGGUUCAGUCUCAGAACUUAAAAACCAGGCUUAGACUAGCCAAAAAAAUGAUUGUCUUGUAGUCUGAUUAAGCUAUUUGGCUUAUUAUAGGCUAUUGAAUAUUAUUUUUGUACUAGUCCAAUUUUAUUCCUGAGCUUUGAACUUCGUUUGAAGACUAUUGUUAAAAUAUAUAAGUCAUAUUGGAUACUCAACAGAAAAUUUAAAAAUAGAAAUUUUUUUUUACCGUGAAAAAGAAAGUAGAUGUUACCAGAGAACUGACUUUUUUAGUUCAGAAAAAUCUAAUUUUUUCUUUUCAAGAAAAUCGUAAAACAAACUCAAAUACUAAUUGAACCUAAAGGUUUUUCGUUAACUUAAUCCUUGCUGUAUCCAGCGAUUUCAGUGGUACAAAUAAGGAAAGUUAUGGUUGUAUUAGCAGUUGUUUUCUAAAAUAACAAUACAGAGUGUUUAUUUUUGUUGAAACUGUAGUCCGAUUAAUUUUCUGAUACAUUGUCUUUAAUGAAGCAUAAUUGUAAUUUAUGAAAGGAUUGAGGUUAAGAAGUGCUUUGUUCUGCUAUAUCUACUUGUUUUAUUGUUGAGUCAUGUAUGACAAUUUAUCCUGAAUUUACUGUGGUGAGGUGGUCAAUAGCCAUGCUGUUUUGCAGUUAUUAAUUAUGCUACUGGAUGUGAUGUAACCAGGUGUACUACACCAUUAUCAAAGUAGCUCAUCGCAUUUUUAUUUUGUCUUAAAAAUGAUUUUUUAUUUUAUCUUAAAAAAUGGUUUUUUAUUUUGUCUUAAAAAAUUAUUUAUAAUUUUUAAAAAUCGCCUUUUUAAAUUGUAACUGAUUCAUAAUGAGAUUCUAGCCACUUAAUUUUAAUAAAAUGAAAUCAUGAAUAGACUACUUAUAAAUCUAUUAAAAAAAAAUUAAGUUUUUGGAACGUGAUUUUUUUUUUUUGCUCGAGUUACUGUAGACUUUAUGAACUAGUGAUGGUUACUGGCCUUUGUUAGCUGCCUCUAAUGCUCAAUUUGCCAUGAGUAGAUUUAGAUGAAUCAAUAUGUGAUGUUUAUGUGUGUUUUGUUCUGAAAUGUUCAUGUCAUUAACAAAUUGAAGUACUGUUUAUAGAACUAGGUUGUUUUUUU